Messenger RNA from Chondrus crispus (carragheen), 852 nucleotides. RefSeq lists its product as hypothetical. Gene Ontology annotation, biological process: retrograde transport, endosome to Golgi; intracellular protein transport. Gene Ontology annotation, cellular component: endosome; retromer complex. The coding region runs from base 1 to 819 and encodes 272 amino acids. The record is from RefSeq and is a predicted model, not a curated record. The transcript has 6 exons. Lineage: Eukaryota; Rhodophyta; Florideophyceae; Gigartinales; Gigartinaceae.
AUGUUCAUCGACUUGGGGGCGGAGGUCGUUGUUGCCAAUACCGCUCAAACCCGUUCCUCUUUUUCUUCUGUUGCCACAGCUGGAAGGGGGGCGGAGCUAUCCCGUCCAUUUCCAGAGAAAAGGGACGCCGUUCAGUCCCUCAGAGGAGAGCCUGCGUUUCUCGGCAGAAAAAUGGUUCUCGUCCUUGCUAUAGGAGAUUUUCACAUUCCAUAUCGAUCCCCCACGUUGGCUCAGCGCUUCAAGACCCUUUUAAUGCCCGGAAAAAUCCAGUUUGUUCUAUGCACUGGAAACCUUUGCAGCGCGGAAGUAGACCAAUACCUUCGGUCGAUAAGUCCGGAUGUGCAUAUUGUCACAGGAGACAUGGAUUCGGCCCCAUAUCCCGCGAAAGCUGUCGUAAACGUAGGAAGUUUGGGGUUCGGGAUCUGCCAUGGACAUCAGAUUAUGCCUAGCGGCACCACCUCUGGCAUUGAGUCAUUGCGAAGGGAAAUGGGUGUCGAUGUGCUAAUCACAGGACACACGCACAAACUUGCUGUCUGGCAAGGGAAGGAAGGCGGUCUCUAUGUAAACCCAGGUUCUGCGACUGGGGCGUAUUCGACGACGAAGACGGAAGUUGAGCCGCCAAGUUUUGUCCUGAUGGAUGUCCAAGGAAGCAAGGUUGUUACGUAUUCAUACGUACUUGAUGGAGAGGUAUGUUGCCCCGUGAUUCUCUGUAGUUUCCCUUUUCGUUUUCUUCUCGUUCUCGACGGAGAAUUAACUCUUCCAUCCGUUUACUCUUGCAUUAAAACAGGAAGGAGUGCGUGUCGAAAGAGAAGCGUUUGAUCGAGCAAAGUAAAUGAUCAAUUAUCACAUCCA